AUGUCUUCCAUAUUACAUAUUACCCUCUUGGCAAGUGAAUGGAAAUCUUCCAAAGGAGGUCUGUCAACCAUAAACAGGGAGUUUGCCAUACAGUUAGCCAAGCAACCUAAUGUGUCAGUCAGUUUCCUUGUUCCAGAAUAUUCUGAGAACGACAAAGAAGCAGCUUACCUGUAUGGUAUAAAUGUAAUAAAGGCAGAAAUGUUAACUGGUUAUGAAGGAGUUGAGCGGUUGGUGUCCCCACCCGAGAGUCUACUGAUUGAUUUUGUAGUUGGACAUGGUGUAGUUCUUGGAAAGCAGGCACAGAUAAUAAGACGCUUACACAAUUGUAAAUGGGUGCAAGUUGUACAUACUGCCCCUCAUGAACUUGCAAUGUUUAAAAGUUACCCAGGUGCCAUUUCUAAGGGAGACGAAAAACAAAGGAACGAGUUAAGCCUGUGCGAAAAGGCUGACCUUGUCAUAGCUAUUGGACCCAAACUAAAGGAAUUUUAUUCAGCCUACUUGAAUCAGCGGGGGAAAAGAGUUUACAACUUAACCCCUGGAAUCUUUCACAACUUAUCGUCCAUAAGAGUUUCUUGUCAGACUGGUGCAAAGUUUCGUAUUUUAGUUUUUGGUCGAGGGGACGAAGAGGAUUUUGCAAUUAAA
Molecule: messenger RNA, 642 nt
Organism: Porites lobata
Lineage: Eukaryota; Metazoa; Cnidaria; Anthozoa; Scleractinia; Poritidae
Source: the annotation of a GenBank genome assembly